Cucurbita pepo subsp. pepo (vegetable marrow) is the source of this 2829-nucleotide messenger RNA. NCBI's taxonomy places the organism in Eukaryota, Viridiplantae, Streptophyta, Magnoliopsida, Cucurbitales, Cucurbitaceae. The record is from RefSeq and is a predicted model, not a curated record.
AUCCACCACCGCUUUUGCAGGUCGGCCCUUAGGUUGAUUGGCACAUAAAUAUCUCUCCGAUAUUAUCAUGUCUUUUUCAGCUGUCUCAAGUCUUCCCCCAGGAGGACCCACUUCAGGGCCCUCUUCAGAUGCAUUGUAUAGGGAAUUAUGGCAUGCCUGUGCUGGACCGCUUGUCACCCUUCCUCGCCAAGAUGAACGAGUAUACUACUUUCCACAGGGUCACAUGGAACAGCUGGAAGCAUCAAUGCAUCAAGGAUUAGAGCAACAAAUGCCUUCGUUCAACCUACCAUCAAAAAUACUUUGUAAAGUUGUCAAUGUUGUUCUUCGGGCGGAACCUGACACAGAUGAAGUGUAUGCUCAGAUAACUCUGUUACCGGAAAGCAAUCAAAGUGAAGUAACAAGCCCAGAUCCUGCCCUUCCUGAGCCUACAAGAUGUAAUGUCCACUCAUUUUGCAAGACGCUCACUGCUUCUGACACUAGCACUCAUGGUGGCUUCUCUGUUCUUAGGAGGCAUGCGGAUGACUGCCUUCCACCUCUGGAUAUGUCUCAGCAGCCACCGUGGCAAGAAUUGGUUGCGAGUGACUUACAUGGGAAUCAGUGGCAUUUUCGGCACAUUUUCAGAGGUCAACCAAGGCGUCAUUUACUAACAACUGGGUGGAGCGUCUUCGUUAGUUCCAAAAAACUAGUAGCUGGAGAUGCUUUUAUCUUUUUAAGAGGUGAAAAUGGAGAGCUUCGUGUUGGGGUGAGAAGACUCAUGAGACAGCUAAAUAAUAUGCCAUCUUCUGUUAUAUCCAGUCACAGCAUGCAUCUCGGAGUUCUAGCUACUGCUUCUCAUGCUGUUUCAACUGGAACACUCUUUUCUGUUUUUUAUAAGCCACGAACAAGCAGGUCUACAUUUCUUGUGAGUCUAAACAAGUACCUUGAAGCUCAAAACCAUAAACUCUCUGUUGGGAUGAGGUUCAAGAUGAGGUUUGAAGGCGAGGAGGUUCCUGAAAGAAGUUUUAGUGGAACAAUUGUUGGUCUUGGAGAUAAUGCAUCGCCUGGAUGGGCUAAUUCUGACUGGCGAUCUCUAAAGGUGCAAUGGGAUGAGCCUUCAUCUAUUCUGCGUCCAGAUAGGGUGUCUUCCUGGGAAUUGGAGCCACUUGUUGCAUCUAGCCCUCUAAGCUCUCUGCCUGCACAGAGGAACAAGCGUCCACGACCAGCUGUUUUGCCUUCCCCUUCCGCAGAUGCAGCUGUACUCGGUGGGUGGAAACCUACGGUUGAAUCUUCUGCUUUUUCAUAUACCGAGCCGCAGCGGGGAAGGGACCUAUAUUCUUCACCAAAGUUCAGUACUGCUGCUUCAAAUUCACUUGGUUUUAAUGGGAAUAAUUCUCUUGGCGCUGUGUCCAGCAACGCCUACUGGUCUAAUACCAGUAUGGUGGAAAAUGUUAUGGACACUUCAUCUCAUGGAGCAAAAAGAGAACCCGUUGAAAAGAAACAGAACACUAGGAACGGAUGCAGGCUCUUUGGGUUCCAGCUUCUUGGAAACUCCAAUGUAGAGGAAGCUUCUCCAGUUUCAACACCAAAAAUGGUGGGCGAGGAUAGGCCAGUUCCACCUAUAGAUACAGCAUUUGACCAGCAUUUUGACCCAUCGAACAUUCACCGAUCAGAUAUGCCUUCAGUAAGCUGUGAUGCUGAUAAAUCAUGCCUGAUUUCCCCUCUAGAGUCUCAAAGCAGACAAAUCCGCAGCUGCACAAAGGUUCAAAUGCAAGGAAUUGCUGUUGGGAGGGCCGUAGAUUUAACACGGUUCAAUCAAUAUGAUGAUCUACUUAGGAAACUGGAGGAGAUGUUUGACAUAGAGGGUGAGCUUUGUGGCUCGGUAAAGAAAUGGAAGGUUGUUUACACCGAUGAUGAAGAUGAUAUGAUGAUGGUUGGAGAUGAUCCUUGGAACGAGUUCUGCAGCAUGGUAAGGAAGAUAUUCAUCUACACGACAGAAGAAGUGAAGAGACUGUCGCCCAAGAUAAAACUCCCACUCAGUGGAGAGAUGAAGCUCAGCAAGCCAGAUUCUGAUAUGGUUGCCAACCAUACGGAGGAUCAAUCGUCCAUCAGCGGAUCAGAUUGCUGAUGGAGACGUAUCCUUUGUCAUAUGGUUGUUGGCAGAGGAGAAAGAAAAUGUGGAAUGUUCACCAGAGGAGUGGGAAAGUGGAAGAAGAAAUGGUUUAUAUUGUGGUAAGAUUUUAUCGGUAGGUAUCGUUUGUGCAUGGGUUGGCUGCUUUCUUUUGACUGCCAGUGGAGUGGGAUCUGGAACGAAGUGUUGUUAUAUUUGCACUUAGAAGUACCAAAGAUUCCGGCAACGAAAAGCUAGCUGCAGGUGCUGCUACAUAUAUGAGGGGUGGGCUGGUAACUGGUGAAGGCUUUCUAAGCUUAUCAAAAGAGUGAGGAAAUGAAUAUGUUAAUUGGGUUGUUUGGACUUGGAAAUGAAAUAUGGGUUAGAAGAAAAUACUGACCCAGUGUUUUAAGAUGUUGAAAUUAAUAUUUUUACGUAAUAAGGUUCAGUUCAGUUCGGUUAUUUUUCGGGGCUUUUCUGUCCCCUGAUUAUAAAACCGUGCAAGUCAGGUCCAGCUUGCCUUUUUGUACAUAUGAAUUAGGAUGCUGUGUUUUUUCACCAUCUUGAUUGCAGGAGUCUCUUUUUGUAUGGGUUGUCAAUGACAAUUAGGGAGGAAGAAGCCCAAACAUCUUCCACCCUUCUAAUGUAAAUGUAAUAUUUAUGAUUAUGUAUUGAUUUGGAUUUUGGAGGUUCUACUGCUGCCUCCUCCUCAGGCAGUAUAUGAUCCUUUGUUUAAUUCUGAA